This is a messenger RNA of Alternaria atra, 621 nucleotides long. RefSeq lists its product as uncharacterized. Lineage: Eukaryota; Fungi; Ascomycota; Dothideomycetes; Pleosporales; Pleosporaceae. Bases 1 to 621 code for a protein of 206 amino acids. The transcript has a single exon. The record is from RefSeq and is a predicted model, not a curated record.
AUGAGCUACGACAAGGAACCGCGUUUCAAGAAAGUCAUCUGCGAGAGCAAGGCUAAGUUCGACAUUCUCGUCAUGCUAGAGGUCAUGGUCAAAGAUUAUCGCAGCAAGGACUGUAGUGCUCAGCACCAAAUUUCUUCUCUUGAGAAACUCCGCAUUUUCAAGCUGGCAAUCGAGAGAGACGAGUCCGCUCUCGCGUUCGACAUGAUGGACUUGUACCUGCGAUGCAUCCGAAUGCUGCAGGAAAUCCAAGUUCAUGAUGUUACCCACGCGCCCUUCGACUAUCCAAAGUCAAAUUUCACUGGAGGCCUGUCAAUGAACAGCGUAACCGUAGAGAUGCUGCAUGACCUAGGUGGAGAGCCACGUCAUCACCUGACUAUAUUCCCUGAAACCGCUGCCAUAGUUCGCAAGGUCAUUCAGGACGAAGGUAGCGCAGUCUGUAAGAAGGCUGCAUUACGGGCAGAGGAGAUGAAACAUUUGCACACCAAGGACGUCGGCAGCGACAAGGAAAGCUUUGAGAAUUCUCCAGAAGAUACCAUACCACUGGAGGGGCGUGAGCGCUUCAGUUUCAUAGCCUUUGUUGACGAUAUGAACAACUGCCGCAUACCCUCUGGUGUGGGGUGA